GACAACAUUUAAUCGAAGGAAACCACGAGGGAGAACUAGUCUCCCUGGCAAUAGUAGACGAUAAAGUGUAUGUUCUACCAGACAAAGGAACAGGAUAUGUAACAGAUAAAAGAGAAUUCACAGGGGAUCAAUGGAGAUGUCUAACUGUGUUAGAAGCUGCAUUGUUGGCCGAAAAUAAGCCAAUGUAUCUACCAGGUUACGGUCCGAAGAGUCCAAUGUCAACAACAGCUGUAAUCGAGUAUAGGUCAAGGAACAUGAACAAAGACUUGGGAAACACGGAGGCGAGGGCCACAGGCGAGUCCAAGUCAAGCAAAUUGACUGGAGGCGAGACGAAUGGCGGCGAGAUAAGUGCAGGCGGGAAAAACACAGAUGAUGAAACAGUUGAGCCUAACGGCAACAAGACUGUCAAGACAGUUUCUGUAGACAUACAGCUGGCUGAGCUGAAGAGCAUGGUGGAAAAAUUGUGCAACUCAAAUAUAACUUCAACAAAGGCACUGUAUGAAAGUUUAACAGAGAACAGAAACCAGUUGAGACUAAAUGCUGAGGCGAGAGCAAAAGAUAAAAAGGAAGUACAGGAGCUGUUGAGUGCCCUGGACAAAAAGCACAACGAUAAAAUAGAAGAAGUAAAAAGAACUUUCAAUGAAUAUCGCACUAAUGUCGAAUCAUCAAUUAAGCACAAGGGGCCGAGGUGUUUUGCCUGUCAGGCGUAUGGGCACAAAGGACCAGACUGUCCCAAUAAAGGGAAAGGAUACUUGUGCUACAAGUGCAAUCAAUUUGGGAAUCACAAGGCGAGUGAUUGCCCAAACAUCAUUAACAAUGACAAUGCACCAAGUGGUCCGGGAAACUCUGAACAGACUCCAAGGAUGUAA
This is a messenger RNA of Diachasma alloeum, 869 nucleotides long. RefSeq lists its product as uncharacterized. The record is from RefSeq and is a predicted model, not a curated record. The transcript has 5 exons. Gene Ontology annotation, molecular function: nucleic acid binding; zinc ion binding. The coding region runs from base 183 to 869 and encodes 228 amino acids. Lineage: Eukaryota; Metazoa; Arthropoda; Insecta; Hymenoptera; Braconidae.